Orbilia oligospora ATCC 24927 is the source of this 807-nucleotide messenger RNA. RefSeq lists its product as uncharacterized. The record is from RefSeq and is a predicted model, not a curated record. The coding region runs from base 1 to 807 and encodes 268 amino acids. The transcript is spliced from 2 exons. NCBI's taxonomy places the organism in Eukaryota, Fungi, Ascomycota, Orbiliomycetes, Orbiliales, Orbiliaceae.
AUGAAAGGGGAAAGAGAUGUUCGUCUAAGUGUGCCUUCGAGGCUCAUCCCACUGCUGAAAGAUAUGACUCGGAUUCCAAUCCUAAGACCUGCUUCGCACGAAAUUUGCAAAUUGAAAGGAUUUUGGCUAACAGAGCUCCUAUAUUCCACUUGGGCUCAGGGAACGCCCCGCUCAGGAGAGAAGGUGUCGAAAGUUUAUAGUAAACAGAUCCGCCUCUGCUUCCACUACAGAUACAAACCCGCGGCAGAUGAAGAGGACUCCGCUCCAGAAUGGAGACUUUUCACUCCCCCUUGUCCUCCAAACAGCCCUCCACACUCUCCUCCGCCGCCGCCGCCUCCACCCCUAAGAUCUGCUCCAAUAGAUCUAGGCCCGUGUCCGCGACUCCCGCCUCGCCUACGACGGCGAAACGGUCGGAACCCUUUGCGGCCAGUGUUAGCCCCCACAAUCGUGCCUGCAGCCAUACAACUAAUACCUCAGCCCCCACUGUCUGCCCCUCCACUGUCUUCCCCUCCACUGGCCAUCCCGAGGUUAGGAUCCUGCCACUCGUUACGAUACUCUAUCCCUUCACCAACAAGCAUGGCAACGUCAGUCGAUCCUGCAAUCACGACUGGCGCGAAAGCAUCACAGUUCCCAGCGCUUUUAUCAUCUCCUUGUAGAACAUCCACCCCAUCUCCAAACCGCAAUGGCCCAUCAGAGGUUCCAAAAACAGCGCACGUUACAGAAGUUAAAGCCCGCCGGCGAUGUCAGUGCCUUUCAACUCAACCUUCUACUACCGAAUCCUUCUCACUCCUACCAAAUGUAGCUUAG